AUGUUACGACCGGCUGCCUCGCCCUGGAGGACCUUCUCACGCACAUCGGCUGUUGCCAUACGGCGGACGCCCAUUGCUGCGCGAUGCAUCAACAUAUCUGCCACCAACUCGUCAACGGAGCCGGCGCUGCAACAGGCAGUCAGUGUUGAGGGCACAGCGACACCCAUGCAUACUCCAGACGCCCGUUUCGAAGUCAUAGGCACCCCCUUCUCCCUCCUCUCAGUCUCCCUCUCCGCUUCACAGACGCUCUACACCCGCCGCGGAACAUUAGUCGGCCUCAGCGGAAAGUCAGAGAACACACUAUCCACCCUCUCUUUUCUCGAGCCUUUCCAGAGAGCCCCCGUCGGCAUUCCAUUCCUCUACCAGAAGGUGUCUUCUACGAGCCCCGUCACAGCUCUCGUGUCCACCAAGUCACCCAUAUCAAGCAUCGUUUCAGUCAACAUGGAUGGAAGAGACGACUGGAUCAUCAGCCAAAGACAGGCAUUGCUUGCGUGGACUGGCCAUACUUUGAAGCUGAAACCGCAGUACAAUGUCAAGCUGGGCCUUGCACACUGGGGAAACACAUACAUCACAGGUAGAGGACUACUCGCGCUUGCUGGUAGCGGGCAAAUAUACCAGGUCCAAGUCAAGGCUGGCGAAAGCUAUGUCGCACAUCCUAGUAACGUCGUAGCGUACACAGCUUCUAACACACCACCCAUUCCGUUCCGAUUCAAGUCAUCGAACCUCCGCUUCCAGGUGCCAGAUCUCGGUUUUGGCUCCAUGGUCCAAAACACCAAGUUUUUCCGCACCAUGAGCAAGACAGGGACAUGGCGAGCUCUAGCGACGACAUAUUACACCCUCAAGACAUGGUUGCGGAGGACGGUCUGGGGCGACAGGCUAUUCCUUCGUUUCGAAGGCCCAACCACCAUGCUGAUCCAAUCUCGUGCCUCACGAAUCAGCGACGUCCUUACCUUGAGAAAUGUUGACGAAAUUGCGGAUAGCCCACCAGGUGCCGUCGAAGAUGCUGUUACACGCAAAAUCAAAGAGGAAAUCAAAUCAAUAGGAGAGGGCACAAAAGCACCGAUACCCAACACAGAUGCUUCGGGGACAGUGCGGUAUGCUACUGUAAAAGAUGGCAAGGCUGAGUUUGAGAAGCCUGCAGUAGAGAAGCCUUCGGUAUAG
Alternaria atra is the source of this 1161-nucleotide messenger RNA. RefSeq lists its product as uncharacterized. The record is from RefSeq and is a predicted model, not a curated record. Gene Ontology annotation, biological process: inner mitochondrial membrane organization. Gene Ontology annotation, cellular component: mitochondrial inner membrane. The transcript has 4 exons. NCBI's taxonomy places the organism in Eukaryota, Fungi, Ascomycota, Dothideomycetes, Pleosporales, Pleosporaceae. The coding region runs from base 1 to 1161 and encodes 386 amino acids.